This is a messenger RNA of Drosophila suzukii, 727 nucleotides long. RefSeq lists its product as uncharacterized. Lineage: Eukaryota; Metazoa; Arthropoda; Insecta; Diptera; Drosophilidae. The record is from RefSeq and is a predicted model, not a curated record.
ACCCGAGUGAAAGAAAUAAAUUUUAAUAGCUGUAAUAGUUCAUAUAGUUAAAUAUUUACACCAGUUAGCCAUGAGUCAAAUGCAACUGCAAACGCAGCGCGUUCGCCGCGGACGUCACCAUCACCGUCAUCAGUCCGCAGAGCCCUGCGAGUGUUUACGUCCUGUGAUAAGGGUUUUUGGUCUGCUGACUUCAUUCGUUAUCUGCGGCGUGGGCGUUGAUGUCUACAUGCACGGCUAUCGGGCCGGUCUUUAUAUAGUUUUUUCAGCCGUGCUGGUAAUGUUCAUUGAGAUCAAGUGGCUUGUAACUAUUUUUCUGCAGCUUCAGUGCUCAGAGGAUAAUUACCAGCGGAGAUCCUGCAGCUGUUUGGCCUGCUGGCGUCUUUCAGCGAUUUGUGGCGGCUGGCGACCCACUCCCGUUUAUGCGGUCAUCGGCAUCUGCCUGAUACUGUAUCCCCACAAUUUGUGGCUUAGUUAUGUGGCCGGGAUGUUCCUGAUACUUCUUGGGGUCCUCAGGCUCUGCACGCUGCUCAGAUUCAGCCCCUCAAAGGAAGAUGGCCUCCUGCCUCAGUGCGACUUUGAAAAGGUCUCCAGCUUCGUGGAUAAUAUGGAGGAUGAUUUCGCGGAGGUUAGUGCUUCCCAAGCGGCCUUGGAUGACGAAGCGGAGGAGGAGGGCGACGACCACCCUGUCAUAGAUGAUGAUGUUUGCUAAUAGUUAAGAUAGCUUAUU